AUGUCUCUUUGUUCAAAAAUUGCACCCCACUUCAAUUCCACACCCCUCUCUCACCAUCAGUUUCUGUUACAACGCUUCAAUGGCUUCUCCCAAAGAAAAUGUGGCACCUUUUUCAUGCACAAUCACUUGCCUGAGAUGAACAAUAAUCCCUAUUUGUCUCUCACCUUCCAUACAAGGCUUUGCUCAAGUAACACCAAUGGCAAUACGUACGAGCUAUCGGAUUCAAGCAGCCAUGAAGGUACGUGCAUAGAAAUUGAACUGUUAAAUUAUACUGAUAACGGAAAUAAUAAUCGUGAAGUUCGUUACAUUGAAGUUAUACGCAUCACACUUGACAAUUGCAAGAUAUUUUUAGGUUCAGAAGAAAGCAAAGAGAGUAAGAAAGGAGAGUCGCUAUCAAUCAAUGAGAUCAUGAAGAAACUCAAGAGAUAUGGAGUUUCCGGAAUCCUAUCCUACGGACUCUUAAACACGGCAUACUAUCUCACAACAUUUCUUUUCGUGUGGUUUUACGUUGUUCCAGCACCUGCGAAGAUGGGUUAUCGUCCGGCUGUAGAACGAUUUCUCAAACUGUUGGCGAUGGUUUGGGCCGGUAGUCAAGUCACUAAGCUUCUAAGAGCCGCCGGGGCAUUGGCGCUAGCGCCUUUUGUUGACAGAGGAUUGACCUGGUUUACUAAUAAGUUUAAGUUUCAAUCACAAGGGAAGGUAACUUAA
Lathyrus sativus (Indian pea) is the source of this 708-nucleotide messenger RNA. The record is from the annotation of a GenBank genome assembly. NCBI's taxonomy places the organism in Eukaryota, Viridiplantae, Streptophyta, Magnoliopsida, Fabales, Fabaceae.